AUGUCGCCAGACAAUUGUUCAGAUUGGCUGUACGGCUUUCAAACUGGAACUGAUUGGUUCCUAGCGUGUGGGGGUGCCUUGCAGCGAGCCACUGCUGAUUUUCGCAAUCCCCAUUCCCAGUUUCCUUCUACAGUCUUGCUGAUUGGUAAGUGUGAGAAAGACGCCGCGUGCCGGGCGUUGCUACAAGGGCGCACUUACUCAAGGUCACGCGGUAUUGCACAAUUACAGGCAGACAACUCGACAGCCAACGACGAAUACCCGCUACUAGUUGCGAGUCUAGAUAUACAUAAAGCUUGCAGCAAACAGAAGCCACUGCAAAAGCAUAAUGGAAAUUUGCUCCAUAAGGUCAGGUGGCUGUCAGAGCAUUUGUCCGAGACUACCACAGAAACCGUUGUGGAAAUCAUAGUCGGCAAGUUGUUGCUAUUGUUCAUCGAUGUUGUAUGUCUUUUCCUUGACGAUUUCUCCACCCCCGAGGAAGGGAUCCAUUUCCUACAAAGAUGUGGACAUCAUAGUAGCACAUCGAAAGACUGGAAGCCACAGGUCAUCCUUGUGAGUAACCGCACAUAUAGGCGGAGGGGAAAUCUUAGCCUGCCCAUGUUUAGUGAUAUCCAACGCGUAUCACUACCGAAGGAAAGCCGCAAAUCCCUGUCCUCCUCGAGGUUCUUCGCUUUAAAAAAGGUCAUCAAUUCUAGUAUAAAAAUGGUAAGAAAAAGCAGGGAUACCUCCAAGACGCUUUACUCAGCCAAUCAUCUUAAUGCCUUCUUCGAGCUGGCAUUAAGACACGUUGCGACAUGCGCCUCCACACCAUUCAACUUUAUUAUCGCUUCACGUCAACGCAAUCAAAUAGAAAAGAAUUUCAGGACCAAUCUACGGAUCUUUUUGGCACUAUGCACCACUAAUCACGUAAACAAAGAGGCUGCCUUAAAGUACAUUGCCUCUGCCCUUAUGCUAGACAGUCUUCCCCCAGGUAUGCAUCGCGGCCUUAUCGUACUCAUGUUUCUCUUGCGCCGGAGCUUGAACGAGUGCAUCGACAUCUUCAAGCAGCUGUCGAGACGUGUCUUCACUCCUCGCCCAUUACUUGGAAAUUCCUUUUUCACGAAUAUAUAUCGAUUUCUGUACUCACUACUUACAGACAGCUUCUACGGAGCUGCCAGCAUGGAAGCAUGCGUGAAAGAAGCAUUCGGAUCAGACACUACGCUUUUUAGCGCUACUACAUCGAACACAGGUAUAUCGGGUCUAAAAGUAGCAGUAACUACAAUGACUGUAUCCCGUUCAAGACUCUGUAUCCUCUCUAAUUAUAAUGGAUCUGGAGUAAGAAAAGGUUAUGUAUCCCUCUUCGUUGCUUUCAAACUUAUUCCAUCCAGAGCUAGGGCUACAUCAGCUGCCCCGUCCUACUUUCCAGCAAAGUUUAUCCAAGGUGUUGGAUUUCUACAGGAUGGGGGUGCGGGAAAGCAUAACAAUCCUAUUGGUCCUGCUGAGUGGGAGUCGAAAGCCAUUUGGAACAAUAAACCUGAUCUAGCUGUGUCAAUAGGUACAGGGUUCGCUAGGGAUUCAGAGGUACCGGAGACAGUUUCUAGAAGAUUGGGCUUUCAUGACCGUUUCUUCUCACGCCUGUUCCGCCUUUUCAACGCCAUGUUGAAUGCCCAAGACAGCUGGGAGGACCACCUGAAUCGAGUUCCUUUCGAGGAACGGCACAGAUACUUCCGUGUUAACAUAGCACUUAGCACAGAGCCAGAGCUGGAUGAUGUUAGCAAGAUGACUAAUCUUGAAGACUUAACUGCAACUUUUCUUCAUAGUUACGAUUUUUCUAGCAUCGCGCAGGCGCUUUUUGCUGCUGCUUUCUUCUUCGAACUCUACCAGAAGCCUGCUACAAAUAGAACAUUGCUAGUGUGCUAUGGUUCUAUUCGCUGCCGUAGUCCGGACACGCGUGCACUGAUUGAAAGAAUCCUUCAAGAAUACCCGGAUGCCUCCUUCACCAUGGAAGAUGGUACCAGCUUGGGCCGUAUUGGGGACUCCAGCCUUUGUACUGAAUGUGGCCAUUAUAGGAAGGACGUCAAGUUUAAAGUUUACCAUGCCGACCAGAUGAAAUCUAUCUACUUGCAGUUUAAUCAAUCAUAUCAAACAAGAAUCAGCGGUUUUCCGCAGUCGAUGUCGCAUUUUGCACGGCUCCAGCAGCUGGACGCUGAGUUUGGGAGAUCAGAUCAUCAAAUCGCGGACUAUAUAGACAAUGUUUGGAUCUAA
Bipolaris victoriae FI3 is the source of this 2241-nucleotide messenger RNA. RefSeq lists its product as hypothetical. The coding region runs from base 1 to 2241 and encodes 746 amino acids. Gene Ontology annotation, biological process: arachidonate metabolic process. The transcript is spliced from 4 exons. Lineage: Eukaryota; Fungi; Ascomycota; Dothideomycetes; Pleosporales; Pleosporaceae. Gene Ontology annotation, cellular component: membrane. The record is from RefSeq and is a predicted model, not a curated record.